ACAAACCUCUGGUCCAUCAACGAACAACAAACAGCGACUCACAGAGAAGAUACAAUGGACAACAUAAUCUUUGCAGAGCGGGAGAAUGCAGGUGUCCAUGUGCCCUCACUUAAGAUGCGACAGCGACUUCAGUCUGCUCCAGAAAAACUCCUGAAACCUUCUAUUGCCAAAACCUUCAACACGCCUCUGCCAUCUGGUCGAAAAGCCUUCGGUGCUGUCAACAAGAAGAUGUCUACCCCUGCCGUCAACACCCAAGAGAAGCAACUACUGAAGCCUCAGGAAACUCAAGUCAAGCAAGCUCCUGGUACCGAAUUGGAGGAAUAUCCAGAUAUUGAGAACUUCUUCUCUUAUGACCCACUAGACUUUGAGAAUAACAUCAUACCUGAAGAUAUGGUUCCCCUCAGUGGCCUCGCUCUGCCUGGCCUAGCAUUUUUCCCACGAUGUCUGCAUGGGAGGAGGGACUCCCUGAAACAUGUGGACCCUCUCCCAGACAUGUCACCCGAGAAGAAGUCAAAACGCUCAGGUGACUGCCAGGCUCUGAAAGCCUUUCUUCAAACACUGGAAGAGCUGUCCGUUGAACUUCCUCCAGAGGCUGUUACUGACUAACUGUUCA
This is a messenger RNA of Limanda limanda (common dab), 613 nucleotides long. It is a transcript of the gene pttg1, whose product is annotated as PTTG1 regulator of sister chromatid separation, securin. Gene Ontology annotation, biological process: chromosome organization. Lineage: Eukaryota; Metazoa; Chordata; Actinopteri; Pleuronectiformes; Pleuronectidae. The record is from RefSeq and is a predicted model, not a curated record. Gene Ontology annotation, cellular component: cytoplasm; nucleus. The transcript has 6 exons. Bases 55 to 606 code for a protein of 183 amino acids.